Messenger RNA from Dreissena polymorpha, 3646 nucleotides. RefSeq names its product sodium- and chloride-dependent neutral and basic amino acid transporter B(0+)-like. NCBI's taxonomy places the organism in Eukaryota, Metazoa, Mollusca, Bivalvia, Myida, Dreissenidae. The coding region runs from base 248 to 2164 and encodes 638 amino acids. Gene Ontology annotation, cellular component: membrane. Gene Ontology annotation, biological process: sodium ion transmembrane transport. The record is from RefSeq and is a predicted model, not a curated record. The transcript is spliced from 13 exons. Gene Ontology annotation, molecular function: L-amino acid transmembrane transporter activity.
UCCUAGUCGUUUGAUAUCAAUCGGGAACACUGGCUUAACCGGAUUUCGGACCCCACUAUAUAAACCUUUGCUUUAAACUGCAAAUUUAAUAAUCUCACGUAAAACUUAUCUAAUUUUGCGAUUGAAUGCGUAUGAAUGUGAAUGCGCUGAGUUGUUUUUCGUAUCUUUGGACUAAGUGUACUUAACUUUUAGCAAAGAUUAUUUCGAUUGUGAAGGCAUUCCAUCUCUAUACGUGCGGACACAGAAAAUGACAAAAAAGAUUAAAACGGAAAACGGGGAGAUGAAAGAGCCUCUUGAGGACACUGACAUAGAUGUCAAGGUCGAGGAUCCAAAUGCCCGAGGGGAAUGGGGCAGCAAGGCGGAGUUCGUACUUUCCUGUAUAGGCCUCUCUGUCGGGUUAGGAAACGUGUGGCGAUUCCCGUACCUGGCAUAUGAAAAUGGCGGAGCUGCCUUUGUCAUCGCAUACAUAAUCCUCCAGAUUCUGAUUGGCAAGCCUAUGUACAUGAUGGAGCUCAUAGUAAGCCAGUACUGUGGUCGAGGUCCUACUGCUAUGUGGGCCAUGAACCCUAGCGCCAAAGGCAUUGGUAUAUCUCAAGUCCUCAUCUCUCUGAUUGUCGCAAUCUACUACAACGUGAUUAUGGCUUACACAGUUUACUACUUCUUCGGUUCAAUGCAGAAGACUUUGCCGUGGACAAAAUGUAAAGACGAAUGGGCUGUCGACGGUUGCGUCGAAAAGACCACCCACAAACUUGAAACAUGUACCGGCAAUGUAACCCUUGAUAUGGUUGGUAAAUGUCUCUGCAGUCCAACAAACUACACUUUCAAUGAGGGUCUUUCAGUGAAUUGCACCAAUACCUCGAACACAGCAGUCUCAGAAUUGUAUUUCUACAAGACGGUUAUACAAAAAGCCCCUAAUAUGUAUCCCUCGGACAUGGGAGCCCCAAUCUGGCAACUGGCCCUCUGUCUCCUCCUAUCCUGGGUAGUUGUAGUUGCGUGCCUUAUUAAAGGGAUCAAGUCCUCUGGAAAGGUUGUGUACUUCACUGCCACAUUCCCGUACGUGAUUCUGAUCAUUCUUCUGAUCAGAGGAUGUCUGCUUGACGGGGCCAUCGACGGCGUGAAAUACUUUAUCGUUCCAGAGUGGGAAAAACUGGCCUCUUUAGACGUGUGGGCUGCUGCUGCCGGUCAGAUGUUCUUCUCGCUUUCUGUGUCCUUCGGUGGUAUCAUUAUGUACGGCAGCUUCAACAAAUUCAGAAACAACGCCUAUGGUGACGCCUUGCUGAUUAGCACGAUGGAUCUCGUCACUAGUAUUAUUGCUGGCUUUGUCAUCUUCACCACAUUUGGCGGCAUGGCGAAGCAAAUCGGAGUGGACGUUAAAGACGUGGCAAAAGGAGGUUAUGGUCUCGCUUUCGUUGCCUACCCCGAGGCUCUCUCAAACCUACCGCCCCCUCAGCUCUGGUCCAUAUUGUUCUUCUUCAUGCUGUUCACACUUGGUCUCGACAGUGAGUUUGCUCUUCUCGAAACCGCUCUAACGUGCAUUCAGGACGAGUUUCCAAGACUCCGAAAAUACAAGACUCACAUGUGCAUCGGUUUUGGCGUUGUGUUGUACUUAAUUGCCCUACCAUGCAUCACACCAGGUGGUGACUACGUGGUGACAUUGAUGGAUUUCUUCGGUGCAGACUACUCGGUACUCUUCGUAGCUACCUGUGAGAGUAUCGCUAUCAUGUGGGUGUACGGUAUUGACCGGUUUAUGCAGGAUUGCACGUACAUGCUUGGACAUGAGCCUCGACCGAAAUACUUCUGGGGAUUUUGCUGGUUCUUUUGUGCCCCUUUGCUUAUUGGGGCACUCUUCCUCUACCGAAUGAUUAAAUUCAAGUCACCGGAAAUUACCAAAGAUGUGCCUUACCCAGAGUUCGGUCAAGGGAUCGGGUUUGCCCUCACCGCAUUAGUGCUUAUACCGAUACCCCUGAUGUUUCUCUACAAAUUCUUUAACGCAAAAGGAAGCGUGAUGGAACGUCUACGAAAGAUAACAACUCCCGAUGAAACUUGGGGACCAAACGAUGGUAGUAUGAAAGAUCCUAAGACCGAAGGUUUUAAUAUGAGCAAGAAGUAUGGCGUUGACAAUCCUGCAGUCGAUGCUAAUGGAGAGGGUUAUAUGCAUAUGUAAAUGGGUGCGCGUUUGAUGAAUCUGCUGUUAGUUAGUGGUUCUACGGUGAUGUUUUCUUUUGCUAGCUAUCAAUAGGAUGUAUUAUGAACUUGAAAAUAUCUGACCAUGUAUUGAUAUAUUUACCAUAUACGUUUUUAAUAUGUGUUUUACUAUUUACAUUCAUAAACAAAACUGUUGCCCGUGCAGUGAUUUGAUGUUUUAGUUUUCGAAUGAUAGCUACAUUCGAGCUACGAUGCAUAUGCUUGAUAUUAAGGAGGAUGUUCGAAGCAAAGGCAAGUCAUAUUAGGGAAUUUAAAACACAUUUAAUGCUUUUAUAGUUGUUACUAUUUAACUGAAGACAGCUUUGGAAUUAUCCGCUGUGAAGAUUCGAUUCGCUGCAGUGUGUGGUGCGUAUUAUGAGAAAUAUACAUGUUGUAAACCAUUAUGAAUGAUUUACGUAACAGGCAGAAAUAAACAUUCGAUACAUGCGUUAAAGGACGAGAUUUGAAUCAAGUGGUAUCAGUUAAAAUGCUAUACUAUUAUUUCGAAAUGUUGACACGAGCAUCAAAACUAUAUCUUAAUAAAUAUUAGAAACCAGUUGAUGCAGCCCCUUCGGACAUGCAUGUAUACCAGAACAGGAACCAACAUUCCACACUAGAUCUGAAAAAGCUAGAGCCGUUAUUAUUAACACUUCUCUAAUGUACAUAAAUCUUUGUAUAUUUUGUGAAUUCAUAUACAAAUAACUUAAACAGGGUUUUUAGUUUAUUUGUUUAUGCACCAGUUAUGUCCACCGUUGCACCGUAAUGUGUAUGUUUUCUUAUUUUAAGUGUCUCUGAUUGAUAAGCGAUUGAGUGACAACACGUGUUUAAUUACUAAACGCGCACUGUUGUUUUGUUAUUGCCCAAUUGUUUUCGUAAAAACCGUUUUUUUUUUAUUUGGAAACUCUAAGUUAUUAUAUUCAACCUUACCAAGGUAGGUCUCCUUAUGGCAUGUGUCUGUCAGUUUGUGUGUCGUUCACUCUUAGGGUUGAAAAUGACUAUCUAUUAUCAGGUGAUUUUCAUAAUUUUACUCUUAAAGAGGGUUGUGCUUAUGUAUCAACAAAAUACAAUGGUGACUCGUGAUACAAGGUCAAACAGACAUGCCCUUGUAUAAUAAACGCAAUCUGAAAUACAAAAUUUUAUUAACGGUCGGGUUGAUGGAAUAAAUAAUUAAAUAAUUUUAAUGAUCCAAAAAUAUUACAAAAUAUAAGCAUGAUAUUAUUUUAUUAGAAAAUGGUAUGGAAUCAUCACAAAUUUAACAUAAAGUAGUAAUGUUCUUAAAAUAAAUAUUUGAAUCAUGUGUUGUGUAUAAUAUCAUGCACAUUUCAUUGUGAUAUGACAUUUUCUGAUUAUUUUUUGUAUCUCAGUUCGCAUAAGUCUUAUGCUUUGUAUGCAUUGAUGUUUUGUCUCAAAUGUCAGCUGUGUGUAUACAACUUUGAAAGAAUGAUAUAGAUUUUAAAAGGCG